Messenger RNA from Cetraspora pellucida, 525 nucleotides. The record is from the annotation of a GenBank genome assembly. NCBI's taxonomy places the organism in Eukaryota, Fungi, Glomeromycota, Glomeromycetes, Diversisporales, Gigasporaceae.
AUGGAUGAAAAUUAUAAAUUUUCUAGUUACAAUUUGACUUCUGGUCUUUUUUAUCAAUAUGAUAAUAAUACUUUUGCCUCACAUUCUCAAUUAUCAAUAUAUUUGGCUAAUGAAUUUACUGACAAUGAAAUAUCUCAUGCACAUAACUCUUGUUUAGGUGUUAUCUGUUAUUGGAUUACAGAAGAAUUUCAUAUACAUGAUCUUACGCUAGAUAUAAUUAAAAUGGGUGUAUAUAAAACUGCAAAUGAUAUUGUUGAAACUAUUAAGCCAAUACUUGAAAAAUUUGCAGCUGUUACACAACUUUUAACAAGGCUUUCAAUAUCAAAACCAAUUGCCAACAUUUUUUGUGCUGCAUACACAUUACAGUUAAGUGUUGAGGCAGGCUUGGAGUUAAGAGAAGUACAAAUCAGAGUUGGUAUACUAAAAGCCAAUAUGGUUGAUGUUAUAUCAGAUAUAGAAACCAGAUGGAACUCUACAUAUAUGGCUCUUAAAAGGCUUGCAAAUCUUGAGCGAUUAAUUAAAUGA